This is a messenger RNA of Sphenostylis stenocarpa, 1104 nucleotides long. NCBI's taxonomy places the organism in Eukaryota, Viridiplantae, Streptophyta, Magnoliopsida, Fabales, Fabaceae. The record is from the annotation of a GenBank genome assembly.
AUGAAUAUGACACCAGUUUGCCCCUUUGUCAAAGCUGCCCGACCUGAUGAUAACAAUGCCUCUAAAAAAACGGGCGAAAACUCUAUGAAACAUCAGGUUGAGUCUGAGAGUAAGGUGAAGAAAGAAGCUAAUGAUUCAGCUAGUGUCUCACCAAAGUGCCCUUUUGGAUAUGAUCCACAAUCUUUUAAGAUUGGUCCUCUUAGCUGUACAGUGUGCCAGGCUCUUUUAUUUGACACCAGCAAAUGUGUGCCUUGUUCUCAUGUUUUCUGCAAAGCAUGCAUUUCGCGCUUUAAAGACUGUCCAUUAUGUGGGGCUGAUAUUGUGAAGAUUGAGCCUGAUGCUAAGCUUCAAGGUGUAGUUGAUCGCUUUAUUGAAGGUCAUGCUAGGAUCAAAAGGUCUGUUAGUUCAGAUAAAGGAGAAGAAGCAGCAGAGAGUAAACAGGUCAUUUAUGAGGAUGUGUCUUUAGAAAGAGGUUCUUUCUUAGUGCAACAGGCCAUGAGGGCAUUCCGAGCUCAAAAUUUAGAAAGUGCGAAAUCAAGACUCAACCUCUGUGCACAAGACAUUCGUGAUCAGUUAGAAAAAGUUGGUAACACUUCAGAGUUAUGUUCCCAGCUUGGAGCAGUGUUGGGUAUGCUUGGUGACUGCUGCCGAGCAAUGGGUGAUGCCAGUUCUGCAGUUUCUUAUUUUGAAGAAAGUGUUCAAUUUCUGUCUAAGUUGCCAAAAGAUGAUUUGGAGAUCACUCAUACACUUUCUGUUUCACUAAAUAAAAUUGGAGAUCUUAAAUAUUAUGAUGGAGACCUUCAAGCUGCAAGAUCUUACUAUUUUAAAUCUUUGGAUGUUCGCCGAGAUGUUGUCAAGCAGAAUUCUGACGUUCCAUCCCAGGUUCUAGAUGUUGCUGUUUCUCUUGCAAAAGUUGCGGAUGUGGACAGAAAUCUAGGGGAGGAAAAGUUAGCUACUGAUGGAUUUCAAGAAGCCAUAGAUUUACUGGAAUCACUAACGUUGAAGUCUGAAGCUAGUGGGCUUGAGCAACGGCGACAAUCAGUCCUCGAGUUCCUUAGAAGCCAACUUCCAGAUGAACAAGAACAAGCUGAGACAACAGUCUGA